AUGGAUCCCUUCAACAACCCGAACAAUUCGAACAAUCCCAACAAUCCGAACAAUCCCAACAACCCGACCCAACCGAAUGUUUUCUCGGUUUCGGGAUAUUAUCCGACGCUAGAACCGAACCAAUUCUCGCAAUAUUCAUCAAAUGCGUUUGCAUCAUUCCAACACUCGCCAAACCAAUUCACUCAAUUCUCUCAAAAUCAAGCCCUUCAACAAAUGAUGAUGCAGGGUGCUUUGAAUUUCCCACCGAACCCGACACCACCCGUUCAACCCCAACCGAUCCCUACGCAACCCGUUCAACAAUCCGAACCCGACGAUGAUAUGGAGAUUGUUCCCGAAACCCAACCGUCUAAAGAAAAAGGUAAUAAUCAAACGGGUGACGGGUUUUGGUCCAAGGUUUUAGCGAAGUUCCUCGGCCUUAUGGAACAAGGCCCGUAUCGAGAUAUCGACUCGGUGUCAUCAAAGUGGCGGAAAAUGAACGCGUCCAUCAAUAGGUUUUGUGAGGAAUAUAAUAAAAUAUAUACAAGUGAGCGUCGUAGCGGCAUGAGCGACGACGAUGUGUUCAAAAAAGCGUUGGACAAGUAUAAGGCGAACAAUGGUAAUACCAACUUUGCUCACGUUCGCGCGUGGGGAAUUUUGAAAAACGAACCAAAAUGGGCGCCGAUUCCCAACGAGAUGGAGAUGGCGAAAUGCCAAAAAACAUCGGAAACGGGUAGUUUUAGCGUCGGUGGAUCGGACGCGAGGUGUCACAUAAACUUAAAUGAUGACGCUGACUUUGACGAAGAGGAGUAUGCCGUACAUGAAGCGGAGCGUCCACCGGGCCGAGACAAAUCAAAGAAGGAACGGGCCAAGGGGAAAGAAAAGGAAAAGGUGGACCCGAAGAUGGAAGAGUUUAUGGAACACUUAAAAAUGUACAACGACGUCUCGGCCCAAAAGACGAAGGCGAAGGAGCGAGCCGUCGAAGAAAAAACUCGUGUAGCGGAAGAAAAGUUACACGAGAAGGUCCGAUUGUCGAAUGAGAAAAUCCGAAUUUCCGAUGAAAAAAUUCGGCUCAAGUAA
Helianthus annuus (common sunflower) is the source of this 1056-nucleotide messenger RNA. RefSeq lists its product as uncharacterized. The record is from RefSeq and is a predicted model, not a curated record. NCBI's taxonomy places the organism in Eukaryota, Viridiplantae, Streptophyta, Magnoliopsida, Asterales, Asteraceae. The transcript has 2 exons. The coding region runs from base 1 to 1056 and encodes 351 amino acids.